AUGACACCGUCAAUCCUCGUUAUUGCCCUUUUAUUCGUCACAACGAUCGCUCAAAAUGUUGAGCAUCGCGAAUAUCGCUGCAACAAAUCGUCCGCGCAAGCCCAGAGUUCAGUGUGCCAGCUGAAAUUUGGGCUCGAUUCUGAGGAAGAGCUCUCCGCUAUCAACGACAAUGGAUGCUUCAUGCAUUUCGAUUCCGACAAGAAGCAAGCCAUCGAAAUGUGCCCUCUUCAAUGCCGUCGAUCCAAUCGUGCCGUGAUUAUCGACAAUUCCGAUUGCGUGCUGGGAGAAUCCCUUGGCGUCGAACGAAGACAAAGCGAUUGGUUCAUGUGGCGAACACUUGAAUGCCGCAAAUCGAAUGGAAACUUCAAAAUCGAUUGUACAACAGCACCGCUGGUCAUCGAUGUAGACGAUUCUGUUGAUGAAGCUGGAGACGAGUCGCAGAUUGACGAUGGCUUCACGUUGCAAACCAAUAAGAAUCUCGAAUCUGAACCAACAAAUAAUGACAUCACGGAUUCUGAAAUUGUCGAGAAUUCCAUGGAAGAUAUCACUUCUGAGAAGAAAACAACCAUUACCACAGAAAAACCGAAAACUGAAGAGUCCGAAGACGAUCUUCCAGACAAGGUCGACGCCCUUCUCGGCUUCAUGUUCCCUUCAUACAGAAAGAAACAUUAA
Messenger RNA from Caenorhabditis bovis, 672 nucleotides. The record is from the annotation of a GenBank genome assembly. NCBI's taxonomy places the organism in Eukaryota, Metazoa, Nematoda, Chromadorea, Rhabditida, Rhabditidae.